Messenger RNA from Gekko japonicus, 1945 nucleotides. It is a transcript of the gene BOK, whose product is annotated as BCL2-related ovarian killer. The transcript is spliced from 7 exons. The record is from RefSeq and is a predicted model, not a curated record. NCBI's taxonomy places the organism in Eukaryota, Metazoa, Chordata, Lepidosauria, Squamata, Gekkonidae. Gene Ontology annotation, cellular component: mitochondrial outer membrane. Gene Ontology annotation, molecular function: protein heterodimerization activity; protein homodimerization activity. The coding region runs from base 536 to 1183 and encodes 215 amino acids. Gene Ontology annotation, biological process: extrinsic apoptotic signaling pathway in absence of ligand; regulation of apoptotic process; intrinsic apoptotic signaling pathway in response to DNA damage.
UCUGACAAGUCGAGAGCUCUGUGCAGACGGCAAGAAGAGUGGCACACACACAAAAAAGACUCCUUAGAGGAACUUGGUGCCAUGUACCUUUAAGAGCUGAGGAUGGAAACUGAGAACCCUUUUAGUCUUUGCAUAGUGACAGACUGGAUGAGAUGGCCGUCCACCAUCCCUAGUGCCUUGACACUGAUGUAGGUACAUCCUAUCGUUUCUGUUCCUGCUAAAAUCAGAUUCAGUUAGCUGAGACUUGGAAUAAUGUUUCUGCUCCAAAAUUUAGAUGAAGUUCAUGGAUUAAAUAUUAAUUUUGCACCAUGCAUAAAAGCAGAAUGAUGGCUCGCUUGAUACCUCCUACUCUAAUGAGAAGAUUUCUCAACAUUUGUGUCAACCAGGUAGUUCAAAAGAAUAUUUGUUGCAAAGGCUGCAGUGUGGCAGGAUCACAUUGAAUCGUUCUCCUAAGCAAGAGCUAUAGAUUCCUUUUGAGGCACCCCACUGGCGAAUUCCUCAUGACGGCUCCACCCUGCAUAUUUGGGACUAGUUGAUGAAGAUGGAGGUAUUGCGCCGCUCUUCUGUCUUUGCUGCAGAGGUGAUGGAUGUGUUCGAUCGAUCUCCCACUGACAAGGAGCUUGUAUCUCAGGCCAAGGUGCUCUGCAGAGACUACAUUCACUCCAGGCUGAUUCGGGCUGGAAUUGGCUGGAACAAGCCUGAAUACGGUGCACCUGCUCCUGGUGGCAAGUUAGCAGAGGUGUCAGCCAUACUCCUGAGAUUAGGUGAUGAGCUGGAGUACAUUAGACCCAACCUUUAUCGGAAUGUUGCGCGACAGCUAAACAUCUCCCUGCACUCAGAAACCGUGGUGACGGAUGCCUUCCUGGCAGUGGCAACUCAGAUCUUUUCUUCAGGCAUCACGUGGGGUAAGGUGGUGUCGCUGUAUGCUGUGGCAGCAGGGCUGGCCGUGGACUGUGUGAGACAUGCCCAGCCAGCCAUGGUCCACACCAUUGUAGACUGCUUGGGGGAAUUUGUACGCAAGACCUUGGUGACGUGGCUUAAAAGGAGAGGAGGCUGGACUGACAUAACGAAGUGUGUGGUGAAUACUGAUCCUAGCCUUCGCACCCAUUGGCUUGUGGCUGCCAUCUGUAGCUUUGGUCACUUCCUGAAGGCCAUCUUCUUUGUGCUCUUGCCAGAAAGAUGACAUCCAAUUGCUAAGUGAAGCCCAUCUCCUUCUUGGGGACCCAGGCAGCAUAGAGAAGGGAGAGGAAUGAGUUGAGGGGAGGGUCAGGCAAAUAUACAUUCCUUUCCCAGCUGCCUAAAUGCAAAGACUUUUUCAGCAAUGGGAAAAAAUUUGUCUGAGUCAUUUCUUGCAAUGCCCUUUGCACUUUGAGUGGUUAAAAUCUUGGUCACAAGGGCAGGAGACUAAUGUGCUUGCUGCUCAGUGAUUUCCCUCCUCCCCAUCCAAACAGUGUCAUAUUUACACAUAAGAAAAGUAAAGAAUUUUAGCCGAAGCUGCCAACAAGAAGACUGUGCCCCUUUAACUGUAAUAUGGCAGCUGUCUAGUGAGUUCUUUUGGGUGGCUAGUACAUCCUCCAGCCUUCUCUGAACAAUGCACCCUUGAGGCUCAUGGGGGCUUCUGAAGUUAAGAGUUCUCACAGCUAUACAAUUCUCAAGGGUGAACCACAAAGGGAUUCUGUGACAUGAACAGCAAACUGUUUACUACAUCCUUACAUGAGGGAUUUGGAAUGAGUUAAACGCUAGGUUUGACCCUAAUGGAACAAAAUAACAGACCCCUCAGAUGAUAGUCUCAGAGAAUCCCCGCCCCCCAAGCUUGAGAAAGUUGAGGGUGCAAGUGACUCCCUAUGGGAGUUGUACUUUGUGGGGAAAGAAGUGUCAUAAUGUCUUGUAUCCACUGCCAUGUGUUUAUCAUGUACAACUGUUUAUUUUGUGGUAAACAAUAAAU